This is a messenger RNA of Leguminivora glycinivorella, 1787 nucleotides long. RefSeq names its product transmembrane protein 68. NCBI's taxonomy places the organism in Eukaryota, Metazoa, Arthropoda, Insecta, Lepidoptera, Tortricidae. The record is from RefSeq and is a predicted model, not a curated record. Gene Ontology annotation, molecular function: acyltransferase activity. The transcript is spliced from 7 exons. The coding region runs from base 132 to 1259 and encodes 375 amino acids. Gene Ontology annotation, cellular component: membrane.
CGAACCUUGGCGACAACCAUACGUUUCAAACGCAAGGUGUUUUGUGACUGCAUUUUGGCUGUAUCUGCAUUCUCCGGUCGGCGGGUUAUCAGUGUUAUUAAAAAAAUAAAAAGGUUUUUUAUUAGUGAGCAAUGGUUGACAGUCAGUGCGGCGCGCGGCAAGUGAAAACUUACAUCAUGAGUGACUUAUUAAAAAAGUUCGAUUUGGACGCGACAAAUGAUUUUGUGAAAAUAGCUAUAGCUAUAGCCGGGUUCUAUAUGGGAAUAUUUUACUUGGAAUACGUGGACACAGAAUACAGCUUGUGGCUCACAUGGUUCCUGAUGCCAGUCGUCGUGACAUUCCUGUUACCAGCAGUCAUCAUAGUACUUAUAUACGUCAGCGCCAUCAUAUUCCAUCUCUACAGACUCUACAGAUUGCGAGUUGCCGAUGGAGUUCAGAAUGACUGGCGACAAGCGGCGAGACUUACGGUCUGUGCGCUAUGGGACGCUCACGGGUGGCUAUGGCAUGGUUACGACAUACAAGGCCUAGAAAACAUUCCAAAUGGGCCUUUCCUAGUAAUAUACUACCACGGAGCACUGCCUGUCGACAUGUAUUAUUUCACCGCAAGAAUGCUGCUGUUUAGGAGGCUAAACUUGCACACAGUUGCUGAUCGGUUCAUGUUCAAAAUACCUGGCUGGAAGACGCUUCUCGAAGGCCUCUGCGUGAUCCCCGGCACCGUCGGGGAAUGUGUCGCCGUGCUACAGAAGGGGAGUCCACUGGCCAUCUCCCCGGGGGGAGUGUAUGAGGCCCAGUUUGGGGAUCACACAUAUAAGCUAUACUGGAAGAACAGACUUGGCUUCGCGCGGGUCGCUAUACAAGCCAAAGUUCCAAUAAUCCCCAUGGUGACCCGGAACGUGCGAGAAGCGUUCCGCACAGUGGGCUGGCUACGCGGCGCGUGUCGGCGCGUGUACGCGGCUACGCGCGUGCCCCUCGCACCAGUGUAUGGAGGGUUCCCUGUGAAGUUAGUCACACAUCUGGGGAAGCCGAUUGAGUAUGACCCGAGUUUGACGCCAGAACAGUUAGCUAAGAAGGUAGCAAAAGCGAUAGAAGACCUAGUAGAAGAACACCAAACCGUCCCCGGCAACAUCCUCCGAGCCCUCACAGAGCGAAUAAUAGACCUCCCAAAGAAGAGGCCGGAACCUCAAGCCAACGGCAAGUGCCCCAACGGCGCGACAGAUGGCGCCCCUAGUCCUAGCGAAGACAAAACGAAAGUCUCAUAAGAUUUGUAGGUUAGUUUUUAGGUUAUGAUAUACAGCACACUGGUUUAACCUUUUGAACGCUUUAGACAUUGCAUUAUGAAGCAAAGAGUGGUCAAGACAUAUGUACAUUUUUUUUUUAAAUACCACGACUUGAACAGCGCAAUGAGACACAGAUGGCGCCACCAGUCCAUUGCACAGAUAAAGAAUUUCAUACGUGAGAGCGAGAAGAUGAUUUUUUUUUUCUCACAUAUGGAUGACAGUGACAUGCCUAGGCACUUCCACAGGCGCCGCCUGGCGGGUUAAAUGUCAGUGUGCCUCCUCAUUGAGUAGCAUCUUAGACCAUUUUAAAUCCUGACCAGAAAUAUAUGACUAUUGUCAAGAGGGCGCUGUUAUUUUGAUGUAUGUAUGACAGUCAGUAUAGUACGAAGAAAAUAUGAAAUAAAACUAUGGAAACGGAUUAAAUCGCGUAGAAUGAAUUUAAAAUUCAUCCCGACGUUUCGAACUCUUUACAGCGUUCGUGGUCAACGGGUGACUGAGGAAAAAUUACAA